Molecule: messenger RNA, 246 nt
Organism: Staurois parvus
Lineage: Eukaryota; Metazoa; Chordata; Amphibia; Anura; Ranidae
Source: the annotation of a GenBank genome assembly
CAGGACAGGGAAGUGGGACUGUGCAGAGUCCAUACAUAUAGAAUGGGGACAGAUACCGAGAAUGACACCCGGCAUCCAGGACAGGAGUGGGACUGUGCAGAGUCCAUACAUACAGAAUGGGGACAGAUACCGAGAAUGACACCCGGCAUCCGGGACAGGGAAGUGGGACUGUGCAGAGUCCAUACAUACAGAAUGGGGACAGAUAGUGAGAUUUCAUUGCAGCACAGAAGACAAGAGAUGGGGGUC